AUGAGCAAUAACUUAAAUUGUAUAAAUUACGAUUUUAACCAAAAAGUUAAAUGGAAUUUUUACAUAAAUUUAAGAGAUGUAACAGAUUUAAAGGAAUUAGACGAAUUGCUAAGUGAAGAAGAAAAUUGUUAUAGGAUGAACAAUGAAAAUAAAAUGAAAAGUGUAAAUAAUAUAUGUGAAAAAAAUUUAUUAGGAGAAAUAAUAAAAGCAUAUAUAUUUUGCAAAAGUGUCAAAAUAAAGGAAACAUGUAAUUUGUGCUUAAUGUCUUGGAUAUCAACAAAACAAUGUUGGUUUGAUUGUGAUGAACUAUUAUUAAAUAAAUAUUUUGAAGGAUUAUUAGAACCAUUAAUAUUUAUUUGCAAAGUAUUAAAAGAAAAGGUUAUACACCAUUUUUAUCAAAUACCAAAAGAAUUAUAUGUAGUUUUUAUAAAUAAAUUUAAAAAAUAUUUAAGGAUUUAUAAAGAUAAAGAAAUUAUAUUAAGUAUUAUUUCAUCUGCUUGGGAUAUAUUGCAUUCCAAGAUAUAUUCACAAAAUUGA
Plasmodium relictum is the source of this 537-nucleotide messenger RNA. Its product is annotated as conserved Plasmodium protein, unknown function. The record is from RefSeq and is a predicted model, not a curated record. The transcript has a single exon. NCBI's taxonomy places the organism in Eukaryota, Apicomplexa, Aconoidasida, Haemosporida, Plasmodiidae. Bases 1 to 537 code for a protein of 178 amino acids.